CUCCACAGCGCGUCCUUCCGCUUCCGCUUCCGGCGUUGGGAGGUCUCGGUAAAAAGAUGGCGACUGCGGCUGCGGCUCGGGUUGCUGGGCUGCUGGGCCGGUUGCGGCCCCAGCUGGCGCGGCCCAUGUCGAGUGGCGCCCACGGCGAGGAGGGCUCAGCUCGCCUGUGGAAGUCCCUCACCUACUUCGUGGCGCUGCCCGGGGUGGCCGUGAGCAUGCUGAACGUCUUCCUCAAGUCGCGCCACGGGGAGCACGAGCGGCCCGAGUUCGUCGCCUACCCGCACCUCCGCAUCAGGACCAAGCCCUUCCCCUGGGGAGAUGGUAACCAUACUCUAUUCCAUAAUCGUCAUCUGAAUCCGCUGCCAACCGGCUAUGAAGAUGAAUAAACAACCUGGACCACUACGCAGUGGGGACCACAGCACUGGUUUGGACCAUACUCUGCACACGGACCAGAAAAGUGUAUGGGACCUUAAGCUGACUUCUUUCCUAAUGUAAAAUGAUGACUAUAGAGUACACUGAUCUUCCGUCUCUUUGCCUAUGGCAGGAGAUGGCUUAAAUAAAUAACAGGUUGGUCAUGA
Myotis daubentonii (Daubenton's bat) is the source of this 578-nucleotide messenger RNA. It is a transcript of the gene COX6A1, whose product is annotated as cytochrome c oxidase subunit 6A1. NCBI's taxonomy places the organism in Eukaryota, Metazoa, Chordata, Mammalia, Chiroptera, Vespertilionidae. Gene Ontology annotation, biological process: mitochondrial electron transport, cytochrome c to oxygen. Gene Ontology annotation, cellular component: mitochondrial inner membrane; respiratory chain complex IV. Gene Ontology annotation, molecular function: enzyme regulator activity. The record is from RefSeq and is a predicted model, not a curated record.